UUAUAUCCCGCCGCUGCCCGCGACUGUCGCCGUCUUACAUUUCUCUCUGCCUUUUGAGUCUGCCCGUUCUCUUCCCCCCACCUUUAUACCCAGAGCCCCGCAAACCCAUCCCUCACCAUGUCCGCCGACACCGUUGGAAAGACCAUCACCUGCAAGGCUGCCGUUGCCUGGGAAGCCGGCAAGGACCUGUCCAUUGAGGACAUUGAGGUCGCCCCGCCCAAGGCCCACGAGGUCCGCAUCCAGAUUCACUACACCGGUGUCUGCCACACGGAUGCGUACACCCUGUCCGGUAAGGACCCCGAGGGUGCCUUCCCUAUCGUGCUGGGUCACGAGGGUGCGGGUAUUGUCGAGUCUGUUGGCGAGGGCGUCACCAAUGUGAAGCCCGGUGACAACGUUGUUGCUCUCUACACCCCCGAAUGCCGUGAGUGCAAGUUCUGCAAGUCUGGCAAGACCAACCUCUGCGGCAAGAUUCGCGCAACCCAGGGCAAGGGUGUCAUGCCCGACGGCACCUCUCGCUUCAAGUGCAAGGGCAAGGACCUGUUGCACUUCAUGGGCACUUCCACCUUCUCCCAGUAUACCGUCGUUGCCGACAUUUCCGUCGUUGCCAUCACCGAGAAGGCUCCCAUGGACCGCACUUGCUUGCUCGGCUGCGGUAUCACCACCGGUUACGGUGCGGCCGUUAUCACUGCCGGCAAGAACGGUGUCGAGAAGGGUUCCAACAUUGCCGUCUUCGGUGCUGGCUGCGUCGGUCUGUCUGUCAUCCAGGGUGCGGUGAAGAACGGUGCUAGCAAGAUCAUCGUCGUUGAUGUCAACGACAGCAAGGAGUCCUGGUCGAAGAAAUUCGGCGCCACCGACUUCGUCAACCCCAUGAAGCUGCCUGAGGGCACCAGCAUCCAGGAGAAGCUGAUUGAGAUGACGGACGGUGGCUGCGACUACACUUUCGACUGCACGGGUAACGUCCACGUCAUGAGGAGCGCGCUCGAGGCUUGCCACAAGGGCUGGGGCGAGAGCAUCAUCAUCGGUGUCGCCGCCGCUGGCCAGGAGAUCUCGACGAGGCCAUUCCAGCUCGUCACCGGCCGUGUCUGGAAGGGUUGCGCUUUCGGCGGUGUCAAGGGCCGCACUCAGCUCCCCGAGUUGGUCGACGACUACAUGACCGGCAAGCUCAAGGUCGACGAGUUCAUCACCCACCGCCAGAACCUAGACAGGGUCAACCAGGCCUUCGCCGACAUGCGCGCCGGCGACUGCAUUCGCUGCGUCGUUGACAUGCGUCAGGCAUGAAUCGGUUGCGGGUUGAAAAGUCGAUUGUGAGGUCAGGAGUUGGUGCAGGAGUUGGUGCAGGAGUUGGCGCAGGAGUCGGCGCAUAUGUGAUGCCUUAUGAGAACGGAAGUACCCCUGGGCGGUUGGAAGUCAAAAACGGGGUGUGUCGUAAAUAUGAAAUGAACGAUUUGUCGAACAUAGAUGUGCUACAGUCCGAUCCCCUUGAAGCGUUGAUUGUUUAUAACGUUGCUUCUCUAUAACGGUAAAAGUGUGCAAACGGGAGUUGCUAAUCAACUCAAAUAGUGUAUACCAGGCUUGAUUAGUUGCGGUUGUCAUGUUGGCCAUGGUUGGAC
Aplosporella prunicola CBS 121167 is the source of this 1610-nucleotide messenger RNA. RefSeq lists its product as uncharacterized. Gene Ontology annotation, biological process: formaldehyde catabolic process. Gene Ontology annotation, molecular function: zinc ion binding; S-(hydroxymethyl)glutathione dehydrogenase [NAD(P)+] activity. The transcript has 6 exons. NCBI's taxonomy places the organism in Eukaryota, Fungi, Ascomycota, Dothideomycetes, Botryosphaeriales, Aplosporellaceae. The coding region runs from base 118 to 1278 and encodes 386 amino acids. Gene Ontology annotation, cellular component: cytosol. The record is from RefSeq and is a predicted model, not a curated record.